This is a messenger RNA of Spodoptera frugiperda (fall armyworm), 1487 nucleotides long. Its product is annotated as putative nuclease HARBI1. NCBI's taxonomy places the organism in Eukaryota, Metazoa, Arthropoda, Insecta, Lepidoptera, Noctuidae. The record is from RefSeq and is a predicted model, not a curated record.
UGCUAAGCACGAAAACUAUCGAGAAAGUGUUCGUAUCGCAAUCGAAAGAAUUUUCUAUGAGAUUUGAACAGCGCCCCUACCGUGCGUAAAAGGAACUAAAUGUCGCAAGCACGAAUGUUUUUGACAACUAUCGUAUAGUAAUCGUAUCGUAUUGCUAUCGAAACCUAGAACAUUUUGAUACAAAUUGGAAGCACGAACGAGCUUUUGACGUCCGGUAACGUAAAUUUCGAAGGCUGGCUAUCGAAACGACUCGAAACAUUUGUCACUCAGAAUUUGACGGUGAGAAAGGUACAACUAACAUAAAAAUAUUAUAGUUAUUGUGAGAUUUAGUUAUUGUGAGCUUUUAUAAAAUGCCAAGACCGCCGUUGUAUCAGCAAAGUACAACAAGUACUUUGCUUGCUGCUAUUUUACUUGGAGAAGAUGAUUUAAGAGAAACUACCGAAAUCCGACGCCGAGCUAUACUCAGAAAGUCGGUAAAUCCAAUGGAUAUUACCGACACUGAGUUUAAAAACAGGUACAGGCUGACUAAAGAUGCUUUCAAGUUCCUUUGUGAACAAUUAAAAGCAAAAUCGAAUUUGAAAGCAAGUUCAAGAGUCAGUUUUGAGCUUAAGGUUCUUAGUGCGCUAUCCUUUUAUGCCACUGGAUCUUACCAGCGUUUGGUUGGCAAUGCUAAGUAUUUGGGCCAAACCACUGUAAGCAAAUGUGUCAAAGAAGUGACUGAAGCACUUAUAUCCCCUAGGAUAUUAAACACUUUUAUAAAAUUCCCAAAGUCAAGACUUGAAAGAGAUGCAGUAAAAAACAAAUUUUUUUCCAAGUAUGGCUUUCCUGGUGUGGUAGGAUGUAUUGAUGGCUGCCACUUUCAUAUUUUUACACCAAACAAGGAGAGGGAACAUUUGUUUUACUGCCGAAAACAUUUCCAUUCUCUGAAUGUGCAAAUGAUUUGUGACAGUGACUGCCGGAUAUUAAAUGUAAAUGCCAAAUAUGGAGGAGCCACGCAUGAUGCCUUUAUUUGGGAUAACAGUGGAGCCAAUAGCUACAUGCAGGAGUUACACCGGAACCAUGAACAAGUAUGGUUGUUAGGUGAUUCUGGCUAUCCUCAGCGACCAUGGCUAAUGACGCCCAUUUUGGAUGCGGUAGAGGGAACUCCUGCGUCCAAAUAUAAUGUGGUGCACGGAAAAACCAAGGUUGUGGUCGAAAACACGUUUGGGCGCCUGAAAAACCGGUGGCGAUGCUUAUCCAAAGACCGCACACUGCAUUAUACCCCUGAAAAAUGUGCGAAAAUCAUAAUGGCUUGUUGUGUCUUACACAAUUUGGCUAUUAAUUUUAAUGUACCUGAGCCACAAUCAGAAACAACCACAACAGUCCACCCACAAGGUUCACCUGAUACCUCUACUGAGGCAAAUCAUGAAAAUGAAAGAGGAGAUGAUUUGGAGGGAAGGGCACUUCGCAACAUUUUGGUUGCCAGAAUAAAUAGACUUCAUACUUAA